UGUCCCAAUUUCCGAACUUCAUGGCAUCAAUCAUCUCAACACAGCUCUGUACUUGAUCUCUUCCGGUAGCAGCCAACUUUAGACAUCGUUCUCCAAAUCUUCUCUUUUUCGCGCCGGCCGCCACUGAGACAGAUACUUUUGAGUGCGCUGUUUUUCUCGCGAACGCCGUCGUCUGUCGGUUUAUCAACUUGUCGCUCCAUCUAGAUAACCCGCGAAGCCAAACGCAUCACCCAUUGCUAGGCCACGACUACCAAAAGCUCACAAUGACUGCUUCUGCGAAUGACACCAAUGUCCCGGCUGCCGUGGCGGAGCCAAGGACACCGACAUCGACUCCGGCAUCAGGCUCAGCGUCCCCUGGUGUAGCGCCCGCCCAUCAAUGCAGACAAUGCCGCGCCUCGUUCUGCCAGCCCCUCGGUUGCGGCCAUGUCUAUUGUGACGAGUGCGCCGGCCCUCGCCACGAAUGCCCCGAGUGUAACCGCCACCCCGUUGUGUCUCCAAAACCCUCUACAGAAGUGAGCAAAAUCCUGCCUCCGUUUGCGCCUUGUAUCAAUAGUUUGCUGACCAAGGGAUUUCCUUUACUUCUAAAGAAACCCCCCAAGACUACGUAUCCCCCCGAAGACGGUCUUUUUGAUCUUGUGUUCCAAAAGAGAAUCGACAGUCGAAUCCGUACAAUCUACUAUGUCUCGCUUUGUUCUUUCUGGGCUUCUGUUCUCGCAGGUAUUCUUUGCAUUAUUGCUCUUAUCCUUGAAACGAGCAAACGAUCGACUUAA
This is a messenger RNA of Colletotrichum acutatum, 770 nucleotides long. RefSeq lists its product as uncharacterized. The coding region runs from base 264 to 770 and encodes 168 amino acids. The record is from RefSeq and is a predicted model, not a curated record. NCBI's taxonomy places the organism in Eukaryota, Fungi, Ascomycota, Sordariomycetes, Glomerellales, Glomerellaceae. The transcript has 2 exons.